Messenger RNA from Ceutorhynchus assimilis (cabbage seed weevil), 3154 nucleotides. NCBI's taxonomy places the organism in Eukaryota, Metazoa, Arthropoda, Insecta, Coleoptera, Curculionidae. The record is from the annotation of a GenBank genome assembly.
CGCCACUUUCAUUCGAUUUGUCAACCGUGUUGUGUGUGUACUUGUGUAUGAUGGCCACGAAUAAUUAUUUUGGUUUUACUCACGGUGGAACACAAUAUAGUGCAACUGCUACUGGAGCCGCGUACCAAGCUGGCCAACCUGGAUAUGCAGUAGCUGCGUCUCCUGCUACCGCAGCUGCAGCUACUUACGGCACUCAAAGAGCAGCAGGAUACGACUCAGCCUAUCAAACGGCUGCCGCUGCUCAGGGAACUUAUGCAACAGUUGGUACUGGAGCUACACCUGCCUACGAAUACGGUUACGGACAAUCAGCGGCAGCGACCUACACACAAGGUUACGAACAAGCAGCUGCUGCUAAACCAGCAACCUACGCUGCCACUUAUCAACAAAGGGCAACCCAAGCGACUGCGGCUGCUAAACCAGCUCAGUACGCUGCUGCAUACCAACCAAACGCGUCCGCUUAUCAAGCCACAUACGCGCAACCCGCGUCUCAAACUACAAUAGCUGCCCAACCUACCACUCAAGCUAAAGCAAACAGCGGAACAUAUUCAGGCUACGACGCUGCUCUGUAUUCCGCAGCAACAAUGUACGUGGCGCAACAGCAACAGGGCGGAGUGGCCCAAAAUGCCCAAGGUAACAUGCAGAAGUCAGUAGGAUGGCAGGGAUUCAAGAGGGGCGGCGGUGGCAACAAGGGCCAAAGACCCAAGGCGCCACCUAAACCUCAACAAUUGCACUACUGUGAUGUAUGCAAAAUAAGCUGUGCUGGUCCGCAAACCUACAGGGAACAUUUGGAGGGACAAAAACACAAAAAGAGAGAAGCUGCAACUAAAAUGGCUGCCAGCGUUGCCACUACCAAUGCUAACAGAUCUGGAAAUUCCCUCCGUUGUCAAUUGUGUGACGUUACUUGUACGGGCAACGAUGCUUAUGCUGCCCACAUUCGUGGAGCUAAACAUCAAAAAGUCGUUUUGCUACACACAAAACUGGGAAAACCAAUUCCUCCACAAGAACCAGAAGUUAUUGGAGGAGUUAAAAAGUCCAUCGCUAGUGCUCCCAAGAUCAAUUUUGUUCAGUCUGGUGGAUUGGGCUUGCCUUCUAACCAGGGAAGUAAUGGAGAUUCUAUUAAAGAAGACGAAGUAGAUGAUACACCGGAACCUGAUAUUCAGCCUGUUGGACAGGAUUACAUAGAAGAAAUUAAAAGUGACGAUGGAAAGGUAAUGAGUUUCAACUGCAAAUUGUGUGAAUGUCGAUUCAAUGACCCAAAUGCUAAAGAAAUGCAUAUGAAAGGAAGGCGACAUAGAUUGCAGUAUAAGAAAAAAGUUAAUCCUGAUCUUGUUGUUGAUGUCAAACCAUCACUUAGACAACGGAAAAUUCAAGAAGAAAAAUUACGCAGGGCAGCUAUGAGAGAAGAAUAUUGGGCUCGAAGACAUGGUUUUAACAUGGAAGAUGAAGAAUCCAUGUACUGGGAAGACAGACGCCGCUAUGAAGAAUACAUUGAUAUGAUGAACAGAGGUGGACCCUUCCCUAGAGGCAGACCUUUCCCUGGUGGACCACCGUUCUUCCCUGGUGGUCACACUCCCAGACGUGCAGAUUCCAACGACGAUCGGCAUGUAAUGGCUAAGCACACUGAAAUAUAUCCAAAAGAAGAAGAAUUGCAAGUGGUGCAACGAAUUGUAUCCCAUACUGAACGCGCCUUGAAGCAGGUCUCAGAUCAAAUGGCUGAAGCCAAACCUGCUGAAGCUGAUGCCGCAGCUGCAGCUACAGCUACAAAAGACAAACCAGCUGACCAACAACAACAACCUCAGAAGGAAGAUGGUCGCGAUAAUCAACUGUUUUCUUUCCAAAAGGAACAAGAUGCCUCUCGUAUGUUGCGGGGUGUAAUGCGAGUUGGGCAUCUUGCCAAGGGACUUUUGUUGAAGGGCGAUAACAAUGUAGAGUUGGUGGUUUUGUGUGCUGACAAACCUACACUCACACUUUUAAAGAAAGUUGUUGAAUUGUUGCCUCCUGCAUUCAAACAGAUUGCUCCUGAGGUUUCCUACCAAGUAACAAUUAAUCCUGCAGAAGCUGGUUUGACUGUACAAACUGAGGGACUGACUGUAUUAGUUCAACUGACUAGUCCAGUAAUGCGUGAACAAGAAGCUGCAAGCGGCGGUACGGACCGGGAUGUACUAUCGAGAGGAAAAUGUCUCCAGGCGCUGGCAGCGCUCAGACAUACCAAAUGGUUCCAGGCUAGAGCUUUGGGCUUACAAUCUUGUGUCGUUAUUAUCAGAAUUUUAAGAGAUCUGUGCCAGAGGGUACCCACUUGGUCGCCUCUUAGUCCAUGGGCCAUGGAAUUGCUAGCAGAAAAGAUAAUUUCUUCCACGCCAGGACAAGCCCAAUUGUCGCCUGGAGACGCUCUUCGACGAGUUAUGGAAGCGGUAGCAGGAGGAAUUUUGUUGCCUGGUGGUCCAGGAUUGGCCGAUCCGUGCGAAAAAGAAGGCCCUGACGCCUCCGGAGCUUUGAGCGCUCAACAGAGGGAAGAUUUGACGUGUUCGGCGCAGUACGCGCUCAGGCUGAUUUCUUUUAGACAAAUUUAUAAGGUUCUGGGAAUGGAACCUCUUCCAGCCACUCAGAAAACGUUCAAACGUGACAGAGCUGCUCGUAAACGUAGACGUUCAGGUGGCGAACAAGAGGGAUCAGAAAGUGACACUGGGAAAAUUAUUAAAACAGAACCAACUCCCGCUGAAGUAACCCCAGUAAAAUGACUGCGGUAGAUCUGUUUUUAGUUACUAUGUGAAUUAUUUAAAAAAAAAUUCUCCCAUUUGUCAGUUUUAGUUAAUUAUUAGGAUUUUUUUUUUCAUUGUAUGUACUUGCCAGUUAUUUUGAUAAGUAUGGCACUUCCACAGUAUCAAUGAGCCUCAAAUGGCAAUUCUUUUUACACUGGCCUCCUGUUCUUUGGAAGGUAUUGGCAUUUACAUAUUUAAAAAAAUUUGUAGCUUUAGGUAUAUGUGAUUAUUUAAAAAAAUAUAUAAGGUAGAUACAUGUGUGUAUGCGUGUAUUCAAGCUACCAAUUAAGUAACGCCAAAAUAGGCACGUUAUGCGAGUCACACUAUGAUUUUGUUAUAUGAAAAGAUGUAUGUAAUUUUGAUUUUUUUUAUUCGAAUAAAAACUUGGGAAUUAA